This is a messenger RNA of Oncorhynchus keta (chum salmon), 4272 nucleotides long. RefSeq names its product glutamate receptor ionotropic, NMDA 2C-like. The coding region runs from base 1 to 4272 and encodes 1423 amino acids. Gene Ontology annotation, cellular component: NMDA selective glutamate receptor complex; postsynaptic membrane; postsynaptic density membrane. Gene Ontology annotation, molecular function: transmitter-gated monoatomic ion channel activity involved in regulation of postsynaptic membrane potential; NMDA glutamate receptor activity. The record is from RefSeq and is a predicted model, not a curated record. The transcript has 16 exons. NCBI's taxonomy places the organism in Eukaryota, Metazoa, Chordata, Actinopteri, Salmoniformes, Salmonidae. Gene Ontology annotation, biological process: synaptic transmission, glutamatergic; long-term synaptic potentiation; monoatomic ion transport.
AUGGCUGCUCCUCCAGGACAGCCACCUUCUUCUCCGCGAUAUCCUCCUCUUUUCCUCCUCCUCCUCCUCUUCCUCUCCUACCUUCCUCCCCUCCUCUCCCGCCCUCUCAUCCCUCAUCCCUCUAUUAACGUGGCGGUGGUGUUCUGUGGCUCUGCUUACCAGAAUGAAGUCAGGGGUCAUUUGAGCAGAGAGGACUUCGCUGAUCUUCCCCUAGAGGUGAACCCGGUCACUGUUCUGGUUAACGACACCAACCCUCGCGCCCUGCUGACACGUCUCUGUGAAACCAUGGCGACAGAGAAACUGCAUGGGGUCGUGUUUGAGGACGAUGUGGGAUCAGGAGCUGGACCUCAGGUGGCAGAAGUGGCUCAGAUCCUAGACUUCCUGUCGACUCAGACAGCUCUGCCCAUCGUUGGCAUCAGUGGAGGAUCUACCGUUGUCAUACCUCACAAGGCUGAGGGUUCCACGUUUCUCCAGAUGGGUGCCUCCCUGGAGCAGCAGAUCGUCUGCAUGUUCAAGUUGAUGGAGGAGUAUGACUGGGGAGACUUUGUAGUAAUCACCAGCAUGUGGCCGGGAUACGAGACGUUUGUAGACUAUGUCCGAUCCUACACGGACACUUCCUACUUCCUGUGGAGGCUACAAGAUAUCCUGUCUCUGGAGAUGUCCGUCGGAACCAGUGACGUCCGAGCCAAACGCAUGUUACAGCAGAUUGAUUCCCAGGUGCUCCUGGCCUACUGUUCCUAUGAAGAGGCCCAGUACCUGUUCCAGGUAGCAGGGGAGGUGGGUCUACUGGGGCCUGGGUACAUCUGGAUCCUCCCCUCCCUCGCAUUGGGCAACACAGAGAGCCCUCCACCUAUCAGCUUCCCUGUAGGACUGAUUGGCGUCAUCACUGACCACUGGAGGAAGAGCCUGAGGCAACGUGUCAGAGAGGGAGUGGCCAUAGUGGCCAAAGGGGCGGAUAGUUUCAGAAGGCAUCAAGGGUUCCUUCCAGAGGGACACAGCGACUGCAACACACCAGUUACACAUAUCAACAACAACACACUGUUCAGACACAUGCUAAAUGUGACAUGGGAGCGUAAGGACCUGUCGUUCAACAGUGAUGGCUACCUGACCAACCCCUCCAUGGCCAUCAUCGCACUGGACAGAGACAGACUGUGGGACAAGGUGGGAACAUUAGAGCGGGGUAUCCUCCAGGUGCGUUACCCGGUGUGGCCACGCUAUGGCAGUUUUCUGGAGACGGUAUCAGAUGACCGCCACCUGACGGUAGCCACUCUGGAGGAGAGGCCCUUCGUCAUCGUAGAAAACGUGGACCCCGACACGGGCACCUGUGUACGCAAUACCGUGCCUUGCCGACGCCAGUCCAACCGCACCGAGAGUAUUGUGGGCCACUCGGAGCCCUACAACAAGCUCUGCUGUAAGGGAUUCUGUAUAGACAUUCUGAAGAAGCUGUCUCGCACCAUUAAGUUCUCCUACGACCUCUACCUGGUCACUAACGGGAAACACGGAAAGAUGAUCAGUGGCAUCUGGAACGGCAUGAUCGGAGAGGUGUUCUAUAGGAAAGCAGACAUGGCCAUAGGUUCUCUCACCAUAAAUGAGGAGCGUUCUGAGAUCAUCGACUUCUCCGUGCCCUUCGUUGAGACGGGCAUCAGCGUCAUGGUUGCCCGUAGCAAUGGGACUGUCUCCCCCUCCGCCUUCCUUGAGCCCUAUAGCCCAGCGGUGUGGGUGAUGAUGUUUGUAAUGUGCCUGACCGUGGUCGCUGUGACUGUAUUCGUGUUUGAGUACUUCAGUCCUGUCGGGUACAACCGAAGCUUGGUCAGUGCCAAAGCGCCCGGAGGUCCUACCUUCACCAUAGGGAAGUCAGUGUGGCUACUGUGGGGCAUCGUGUUCAAUAACUCAGUCCCCAUUGAGAACCCUAAAGGCACAACCAGUAAGAUCAUGGUGUUGGUGUGGGCCUUCUUCGCUGUCAUCUUCCUGGCCUCCUACACUGCCAACCUGGCUGCCUUCAUGAUCCAGGAGCAGUACAUAGACACUGUGUCUGGACUGUCUGACAAGAAGUUCCAGAAGCCUCAGGAGCACUACCCUCCAUUCCGUUUUGGUACGGUCCCUAACGGCAGUACAGAGAGGAACAUCAGAAGUAACUACCCUGACAUGCAUGCACACAUGGUCAAAUACAACCAGAAAGGAGUGGAGGAUGCCCUCAACAGCCUCAAGACAGGGAAGCUGGACGCAUUCAUCUAUGAUGCUGCGGUGUUGAACUACAUGGCAGGGAAAGAUGAGGGCUGUAAGCUUGUGACUAUCGGCUCUGGGAAAGUGUUUGCCACGACAGGCUAUGGUAUAGCCCUGCAGAAAGAUUCCAGAUGGAAACGACCCAUUGACCUGGCCUUGCUGCAGUUCCUGGGAGACGGUGACACCCAGCGCUUGGAGACGGUCUGGCUGUCAGGCAUCUGUCAGAAUGAGAAGAACGAGGUGAUGAGUAGUAAGCUGGACAUAGAUAACAUGGCCGGGGUCUUCUACAUGCUACUGGUGGCCAUGGGGCUCAGUCUCUUGGUGUUUGCCUGGGAACAUCUACUCUACUGGAAACUACGCAAGAAACUAGACAAGUCUCCUCGCAUGGACUUCCUGCUCGCUAUCAGCAGGGGAAUCUACAGUUGCUUCAACGGGGUGGAGGAACCAGACCACCCUAACCUGGCAAACUCAGAUCUGACAACUAACUACGCCCAGGCUAACAUGCUUAAGAUGUUACGCACCGCUAAAGACCUGGUCAACUCUGCCCAGGUCGAGACCUCACUGGACCAUGCCACCAAGACCAUAGAACACUGGGGUCGCCAUGGCGGCAACCUGCCAGUCCACAUUCCGCAGCAGGUCACCACGGAAAUGGUUCCAGGAGGGUUUUCUCAUGUCACAGAGAACACACACACACACCUGUCCCCCGAGCACCCCCUCAUCCCGCAAUACUGCACGCUGGGUGUAGUGACUUCUCUGAACAGGCAGAAGGGGCUGGCGAGACCCACGCCCCUACGAUACACGCUCCCGGCUCGCACUUCCUCCCUCUACGACAGACCACUUUCUGUUUCUAGUCUCAGUAGCCCUCACCUUGACCUGGCUGGAGGGGACCCCCUCUCUUCCUACUCUCAACCCUCCACAGGUAGGCUGUAUGUGGAGCCCCAGCACAUCUCCCACCCCCGCUCUCCUUUCAUCCCCUAUAGUGAGCUUCAGCUGCCAGACAUCUACCCCUCCUCUCACCACCCCUCAGCCAUCUCCCAUCCAUCCCACACAGAACCCUCCAGGAAGAAUAGGAGGAGCAAGAGCCUCCUCUCAGGGGAAUCAGGAGGAGGAGAGUGGAGGAGGCGUAGGGAGGAGAAGACGGUGUGUCUGGGUGAACUCCGGGCCAACCACCUCCAGGAGAACAACGUCUCGCCCCAGAUGCCCGACUCCCUGUACCCAGGAACGAUGCUCUGUCCUGGGGUAGAAGGCUGCGUUGGCUCCUGGCCUCUUCCCCUCGAAGAGCUGGUUCUGGCAGGCAGACCGAGGCUCCACCGACGGCCAUCUUUCCUCCGAGCAACCUGGGGGAGUGAGCGGAUUCUCCAGCCGGACGAAACUCUGCCUACAUCCCUUGAUUGCCAAUCACAUUCUGCUUUACCAGACCUGUUCCCCUGCGUCAUGGCCGACCAAGAAACUCCCACUAAACUCUACAACCCCGCCCCUCUCCGGAACAACCUAUGCUACCCUGCCACCUCAACUCGCCAGCAUGCGUAUCUCCAUAUAAGGCAGGACCAGAGGAAAGGGAACGGACGUAAGAAGCUGCGGUACUCAAACUCCACCCACCUGCCCACCUACAGGGAGGCCAUGCUGGGGGGUCAAGGAGGCGGAGGGGGGGUAGGCCUUGGGGGGGUCCGGAGAGCCACCAACCUGCUCAGCAGACAGUACUCCCACUAUCUAACCUCCUACCCUGGGCUGCCUCUCUACCAUGGUCCCCUGGACCUUCAGGCCCAUUCCCAGGCAUCCAGCAACCACGCCAGCCCCAGCCCCGGUACAUACCCUAGUCCCAGUCCAGUAUGCCAGCUCCUGCCCUGUGGUGGCUUUCGAGGCCAGAGGGGGUUGCUGUACCAGGACAGUCUGUAUGGAGCCUAUGGGGCCAAUGGAGCCUACCGAGAGGACCAGGAUCCGGGCUUAGAGCCCCAGAGAGGAGAUACAUCAGUAGGUUUGAGGUCUGAGGACAGAUCCUGUGUGACCCAGCCCUGGGGACGCGUGUCUAGUCUGGAGUCAGAGGUCUGA